AUGGCACGGCCUCCCAAGAUCCCAGUGAUCCCAGAGGUGACAGGUGCUGCCGAGUCCCCAGAGCGCAAACCACUCGAUGAGAACGAGAAUGGGGCCGGUCCUACUACUAUCUUCCCCUGGUAUAAUCCACGGGGCUGGUCUCUACUCAAGAAAGUUCUCGUUGGACUGGGAGCCGCCAUUUUCAUCAUCGUGGUCAUCCUCGCUCCAUACUAUGGAGUCAAACUCAAUCGCUACCCAAAUUAUACCGCCCUGGACUACAGAAUAGUCGACACAUACUCGGGUACCUCGUUCUUUGAGCAAUUCAACUAUUUCUCCGAUGAAGACCCCACAGAUGGUCAUGUCGUCUACGUCGGUGAAAUGGCUGCCCACGAUCUAAAUCUGACCUACGCAACGGACACAUCUGCCAUCCUACGCGUGGACUCAUCCACACCGAAGGCACUAAACGGCCGCAACUCGGUUCGAAUCGAGUCUAAAAAGACCUAUGACACAGGUCUGUUUAUCUUCGACAUCAUCCACACGCCCUACGGCUGCGCUACCUGGCCCGCGCUGUGGUUGGUGGAUGGGUAUAACUGGCCGAAUAAUGGCGAGAUCGAUAUUCUGGAGACGACGAACAUGGGCUCUCAUGGUAAUGAGGUCACUCUACACACGACUAAGGGGUGUAAUAUGGAUGUUAAGCGGAAGCAGACCGGUUCGGCUGUUUCCAAGACUUGUGAUGAUUCCAUGCGUGGCAACUCGGGUUGUGGUGUUGUGGGAGAUCCAUCUACAUACGGUGAAGCUCUAAAUGAGGCUGGCGGCGGAGUCUACGCCCUCGAACUCCGAGACGCCGGGAUAAGAGCAUGGUUCUUCCCUCGCCGCGCCAUCCCACACAAUAUUAACGAUCCAACCGCCAUUCCGGACCCAUCAACCUGGGGUACAGCGCUAGCCGACUUCCCCAGCACGGAGUGCGAUAUUGGCUCUCACUUCCGGAAUCAGAGUAUCAUUGUCAAUAUUGAUCUUUGCGGCCAACUCGGUGCCCAGAAUCAGUUUUAUCAUGAGUUGUAUAAGUGUCCCGGGUCCUGUGAGGAGCUGGUCGCUAAUAACCCGUCUGCUUUUGAGGAUGCUUAUUGGGAGUUUGCUGGGUUUCAGGUUUAUCAGGCUCUUUGA
Messenger RNA from Penicillium cosmopolitanum, 1143 nucleotides. Its product is annotated as glycoside hydrolase family 16 protein. The record is from RefSeq and is a predicted model, not a curated record. The transcript is spliced from 2 exons. Gene Ontology annotation, molecular function: hydrolase activity, hydrolyzing O-glycosyl compounds. Gene Ontology annotation, biological process: glucan catabolic process. The coding region runs from base 1 to 1143 and encodes 380 amino acids. NCBI's taxonomy places the organism in Eukaryota, Fungi, Ascomycota, Eurotiomycetes, Eurotiales, Aspergillaceae.